UACAAUCAUUUGGUUACUAUGCCACAAACCUCUGGCUCCUCUUAUGGGAAAGUAUCCAAAACGGUAUCGAUCAUCAAUAUUACUUUCCACACGUUUUACUGUUUUGUACCACACACUUUUCCCAUUUUGUAUUUGUAUCCACCAUUUUUGUCUCUAUUUGUAAAACCAAUUGAGAUUUUAUAAGAUAACAUGGAAGGUAGUCCGCCCUCAAUUUCUGCCUAUGCUCGUGGGGAGAGGAACAUGUUCAAGGGGUCGGAAGGACCUGGGCCGGCCGCAUACUGUGUCAAAUCUGUCUCUGUUCGAAAUGGCAAGCCCCCGCCCAGAAAUUAAUGUUGGGACAAUUAACUAAUGCUUAUCAAUUUUAGAAAUGAUUGCACCCUUCGACACAACCGCGGUUACACCCGUCUCUAAAUCAGUGGGGCCAGGACCAGCUUAUUUUCCCGUGAAGAAAGAUCAUCGAGAAUAUGGGACAGUGGAGUUCCGUUGGGGGGACAGGUUCCAUGAAAAAAUAGACUUUUCCGCAACUUGCACAGAUUCUGAACCAGUAUGGGGCAGAGUUCCAAACCCUUGGGUUCAAACGUUGGAGAAAAUAUUGGCCAUGUCAAGCAAACGGCCUCGAGUAUCUUAUGACAAAUAUUUCUCCAACAAUAUUCCGACAAUUUAUCAUCCUCUUGAUGUUCGCUGUUUCAUUAAAGGAAUUGAUGGUCGGGAAUACCCCUGGCGUCUAAAUCGAAAUAAGUCAGCCUCUCCCUCAAACUACAACACGUAUCAAGUGUACAUUUCACAAUCGAAAAUUACUCCAAAGAUAAAUUUCGGCGCAAUGUCGAAGCGCAAGUCAAUCUUUGUUCCGCAAAUCGGUGCUGGUCCGGCGGGGUAUUUCGUACGCCGGUAUCCACGCGAGGCUCGGGGAGAGUUUCUCGGAAAGAGGUUCGACGACCCAAAGUCGAGUGCGUGGAGACUGUUCGACAUUUUGGAACGUCGGAUGAUAAGAGAUAACUUUACUGGACCUGCAGGGCCCAAAAUUCCGAGUGGUUUUGAUAAGUGUAGCCCUACCGCAGUUUUAGCUCCGUUCAAGUCGAAAACUCCGCUUGGAUUCGUUAAACCCGUCCCAGGCCCCGGUCCUGCUCAACACUUUCUUUUGCAAAUGCAAGAAUCUGACUUACUGACACCUCUCAAACCCGGAUUGAUAACUUUCCCCCCGGAAAAAGCCCCCUUUGAAACAAGUCAAAAACGCUUCGUGGAUCCCGAACUGUACGAAAUGAUGGAUCGUCCUGCACCCAGUGACUAUGAUAUCUUGGGAUUCACUGACAUGAUGAAAUAUGACCUUGGUCGACAUGCGGCAGCCGUUAUAAAUCCGAAACUAGGAUUUCUCACUUCUGCGAUAAGACCUUAUCAAAAGGAGGAGAAGAUUGACACUACAAAUGAUUCUCGGUCCAAGUCUAGCGUGGUUAAGAAGGAAAGAAAAUGGAGAAAUAUAAGACCUCCUCGCACCGUGAAGACGUACACGUACCAUGGACAACCUCCACGAUUGCCGGAUUCACCUGGCCCAAUUUAUGACACUGCUCCUGCCAUGGCCGCUUUAAAAUGUCACAAGACGUGGCUCGAUGCUCGUCACUUUUCUCGAAAUGGUUUCCUCAACUCGGGCUGUGAACGAAAAACAAAUUUCUACCAGAUUGAUAAGGAUGUUCCAGGCGUUGGAAGUUACUAUUCGAGGCUUCCUUGUUGUACAAAAUACAGGGGAAAACAGGCCAUGGCAGGGCCGCGAUUUAAAGCGUACAUUUCCGAUGGCCCUGGCCCAGUUCAUAAGUUGCACGAGAAGGCCGAGAGCAGCAUGUGGCGUGCCUCUCACCUGGGAACUUUCAACAGCAACCUGAAACACACCGGGGUCCUGUAUCCGUGGGCUGGAGGUUUUCGAAAGCGAAAUCUGGACCAAGCUGGUGACUCUGUGUGGGGAAUUAGCCGUCCCGACGACUAUGCUGGACCACUUUGUCCCUUGAAGGCAAAUGAGAUCACGGAAAUGGGCGAUCACAAGGUGUCAUUUCAAUUCAACAAGAUAUCAAAUACUGACGCUAAAAAUACUUGUGGGUAGUAAAAAUGCGGUUUAACAAGAACAUUAAAUUCAAGAAUUUUAAAUUA
Folsomia candida is the source of this 2136-nucleotide messenger RNA. RefSeq lists its product as uncharacterized. Lineage: Eukaryota; Metazoa; Arthropoda; Collembola; Entomobryomorpha; Isotomidae. The transcript has 8 exons. The coding region runs from base 368 to 2089 and encodes 573 amino acids. The record is from RefSeq and is a predicted model, not a curated record.